AAAGCCAGUCUGAAUGUGGUUUUAUGUUAUUUGCCUCAUACAGGAUCCUAACUGAAAAAGGAAUGAAAACUGAUAAAGGACUGGAGGUCAGAGUAUAAGAAAUGGGUGACUAGAGGGUCUGGCAGGCUUGGUGGUGACCUAAAAGAACAGGAAUGUGAAGUUCAGGGUGUGGAGCAGGCUGGAAAUUUCCAAAAUAAUUAUUCCCACAAUCCCUUGUGGAUACAUAGAACUAAGACCUUGAAGGAAGAGUCAGCCAGGACCACGACUGGUUGGACUUCUGAGGAGGAAGCUGCAGAGCACGUGAAGAGGCCGGCCAUGGGAUUACUGAGGUGAAGAUUGACAAACAGAACGGCUAGCGAUAUGCAGGAUGAUGGAUGGUCUGUUGUGAUUCUGGCCAGAGCAACAAGCGGCAGCUCCCAGUCAGCCAGGAAAAGUGUUUAAACUUUUAAAAUGUCAUCCAUUAAGCACCUAGUUUAUGCAGUUAUUCGUUUCUUACGGGAACAAAGUCAGAUGGAUGCUUAUACUUCAGAUGAGCAGGAAAGUUUGGAAGUUGCAAUUCAGUGCUUGGAGACAGUUUUUAAAGUCAGCCCAGAAGAUACACAUCUAGCAGUUUCACAGCCUUUGACAGAAAUGUUCACAAAUUCCUUCUGUAAGAAUGACAUUCUGCCUCUCUCAAACUCAGUGCCUGAAGAUGUGGGAAAAGCUGACCAACUAAAAGAUGAAGGCAAUAACCACAUGAAAGAAGAAAAUUAUGCUGCUGCAGUGGAUUGUUACACCCAGGCAAUAGAAUUGGAUCCAAAUAAUGCAGUUUAUUAUUGUAACAGGGCUGCUGCUCAGAGUAAACUGGGUCACUACACAGAUGCAAUAAAGGAUUGUGAAAAAGCAAUAGCAAUUGAUUCAAAAUACAGCAAGGCCUAUGGGAGAAUGGGCCUGGCCCUCACUGCCAUGAAUAAAUUUGAAGAAGCUGUUACAAGUUAUCAGAAGGCAUUAGAUCUUGAUCCUGAAAAUGACUCCUAUAAGUCAAAUCUGAAAAUAGCAGAACAGAAGUUAAGAGAGGUAUCUAGUCCUACAGGAACUGGAUUGAGCUUUGACAUGGCCAGCUUAAUAAAUAAUCCAGCCUUCAUUAGUAUGGCAGCAAGUUUAAUGCAGAAUCCUCAAGUUCAACAGCUAAUGUCAGGAAUGAUGACAAACGCUAUUGGGGGACCUGCUGCUGGAGUUGGGGGCCUAACUGACCUGUCUAGCCUCAUCCAAGCGGGACAGCAGUUUGCUCAGCAGAUACAACAACAGAAUCCUGAACUUAUAGAGCAGCUUAGAAAUCACAUCCGGAGCAGGUCGUUCAGCAGCAGCACUGAUGAACAUUCCUGACUUGACCAGGGUGCCUAGCCCAGAAUGCAAAUAGCGAUGGCUCUGAAGUGUUUGCUGUAAAUAGUGGCCAAAACAAAAAGAAAUCUAAACAUGUCUAGAUAAUAGGUUUAUCACAAACAGACUUGAACAUGUUUCCUUUGUAAAUGAGUCAUCAGUAGCCUUGUUAAGUGCCAGUAUAGCAGGGUUCCAGGGUUCCAUUUUCAAAUCUUCAUAUUUGUAUACUAUACUUAAUAGAAAAGUAUAUUUAUUGAACAGUAGGGGCUGUUUAUUGGUGAGUUCUCUAGCACCGAAUUUCUGUUAGGAAACUUUGUGAAAGAGAAGAUGACCAAGAAUAAAGGUUUCUCAUGCUGAUUUAGGAGAAGUAUACUUGCCACUGAGUAGCAUCUUUAGAGAGAAGAAAUUCAUUACCUGGGUUUCGCUUGGAUAGUGCUGUCAGUAGUGAAUAUAUACCACAGGAGCCAGUACUAUCUUUAAUGCUGCUUGUUCUGUUGGGUGAUGGAAUCUUAAGAGCUGGUGGAAAGCAGUAUUCCAUGUUUAGAAAACAAAAUAAUAGAUGAUGUGAAUGUAUAGAAAGUGAAGGUAGGAUGCUCAGGUUUUUUGCUUAGUUCUUAACCAAUCUUGCCUGCAGUUUAGUAUUGAAAAGCAUGGCCAAUUAAGCUAAGUACAUAGUAAAAUACGUUUAGAAAUCCUUAAUAACACUGGCUAGGUCAGUUGAAUUCAGGUUCACUAGCACAGUUUCCCCAGUUGUGACUUUAUCAUGGAAAACUCUCAAAUAUAUCUACAUUUAGUCAAUGGCUUGGCCCUUAAGUUAAGGAUUUUCUAAAUGGUAUUUAAUUAUGUGCCUGUAAAUACUGAAUUUCUUUUUAAACUCAGUAAUUAUUUGAUGGCUUACACAAAGCAUCUGUCACUAACACUGCUUGUUCAUGUAAUCGUCUGCAAUAAUUUGACUUGGCAUGUUGCUUUUAUGCUUAACCUUAAUUUGAUGCAGCUGAUGAUAGGGGACUUGAAAUAUUUUAUUGGAACUAGAAUACAUAUUACUUAGUGGAGAGAAGUGGCAUUAAGUAUUAGAGAAUGGCCUUAACUACAGGUGAGGGAUGAGACUGUUCUGAUUCCAACUGGAAUGUCUUUGGUUUGUUCAUCAUGCAAUUGGUAGAGUUGGCAAGCAGAUAAUGGAUUCACAUGUGUUGUGAGAGAAAGCUGAAAGUAAUAUAAAAUUAAAUCAGUAGUCCAUAUGUGGCCCUAAAAAGACAAAAAAAAAAAAAUUUAAAUCAGUACUACUUACUAUCAUCAGGGCCUUAGUAUAACUGUUCUCCUCAAAAGGCUACUUAGUAUCUUGAAGUUUAAAAAACAGCUUUCCCUUUCUUUCCCUUUGUGAGAUUAGAACAAUGUUCUAUAAUUUCACUGCAAGAAUUACCUGGAUGGGAGUUCCAGUUGUGGCUCAGCGGUAACAAACCUGACUAGUAUCCAUGAGG
This is a messenger RNA of Phacochoerus africanus (Common warthog), 2837 nucleotides long. RefSeq names its product small glutamine rich tetratricopeptide repeat co-chaperone beta (gene SGTB). Gene Ontology annotation, biological process: post-translational protein targeting to endoplasmic reticulum membrane. Bases 451 to 1365 code for a protein of 304 amino acids. The transcript is spliced from 12 exons. The record is from RefSeq and is a predicted model, not a curated record. Gene Ontology annotation, molecular function: protein binding; molecular adaptor activity. NCBI's taxonomy places the organism in Eukaryota, Metazoa, Chordata, Mammalia, Artiodactyla, Suidae. Gene Ontology annotation, cellular component: membrane; TRC complex.